Molecule: messenger RNA, 1284 nt
Organism: Cladophialophora carrionii CBS 160.54
Lineage: Eukaryota; Fungi; Ascomycota; Eurotiomycetes; Chaetothyriales; Herpotrichiellaceae
Product: beta-ketoacyl-acyl-carrier-protein synthase II
Exons: 3
Coding region: 1-1284 (427 amino acids)
Biological process (GO): fatty acid biosynthetic process
Molecular function (GO): 3-oxoacyl-[acyl-carrier-protein] synthase activity
Source: RefSeq, a predicted model, not a curated record
AUGAGGAGAGUCGUGGUGACAGGAUUGGGCGCCGUCACGCCGCUCGGAGUUGGGGUGCGAAGAACGUGGGCUCGCCUCCUCGACGGCCACUGCGGCAUCGUCUCAACCCGCCACCUCGGCGACGAGUUCAGAUCCCUGCCAAGUCAAGUCGCCGGUCUGGUUCCCCGGACAGCUGAAGACGGGCCGUGGAGGGCAGAAGACCACCUCUCCCCCACGGAAAUCCGCCAGACCGCCCAAUUCGCACAAUACGCCCUCGCCGCCGCCGAGGAAGCAUUUCAAGACGCGGGUUUCAAGGAUGGCAACGGUCUGGAUCCCGAAAUGGCCGGCGUGACGCUCGGGUCGGGCAUAGGAAACCUCGCGGACCUGUACGACACGUCGCUCGCCUACGCCCAGGGUCACAACUAUCGCAAGAUCCACCCCCUGUUUGUGCCACGGCUGCUCAUCAACCUCGGCGCUGGACAUAUUUCCAUGCGCUACGGUCUGCGAGGUCCAAACCAUGCGGUCACGACAGCUUGCACCACGGGAGCACACUCCAUAGGCGAUGCGGCAAGGUUUAUCCAGGCCGGAGAAGCGGACGUCAUGAUCGCGGGCGGCGCGGAGAGUUGUAUCCACCCGCUUGCGAUCGGAGGGUUUGCCAGGUCGAGGAGUCUGGUGACAGCGUUCAACGACGAGCCGGGAAAGAGCUCGCGGCCGUUCGAUAAAGAGAGGGCGGGCUUUGUGAUUGGCGAAGGGGCCGCGUGUCUGGUGCUCGAGGAACUCGAACACGCCAAAACCCGUGGGGCGCGCAUCUACGCCGAACUCAUCGGCUACGGUAAUUCCGCCGACGCGCACCACUUGACUGCACCACUGGAGGAGGGCGGCGGUGCCCUUCUCGCGAUGAAGAGGGCGCUCAAACAGGCGCGGAUCCCCCCUUCGAAGGUGGAUUACAUCAACGCACACGCAACGUCAACGCCGCUGGGAGACCAAGCCGAAAACAAGGCGAUCAAGACGCUCAUGCUGAGUGAACAUGGCAAAGCCGCUGCAAAAGAAAUCAACGUGAGCAGCACGAAAGGCGCAAUAGGACAUCUCCUGGGCGCUGCUGGCGCGGUGGAGGCCCUUUUUACAGUUUUGGCUGUUCAUGAGAACGUGAUGCCCCCGACAAUAAACCUGGUCUCCAAGACCGAAGACUUCGACUGCAAUUAUGUUGCCAAUGAAGCCCAACAGACCCAAAUCACUGUCGCGCUGACCAAUAGCUUUGGGUUCGGCGGGACGAAUUCGAGUUUGUGCUUCAGGAAGUGCGAAUGA